AUGGCUCACUGCCCCAAAAAUGAAUACUUUGAUAAUUUGCUGCUCUCUUGUAAGCCUUGUCAUCUUCGAUGUUCUAGUACACCACCACCUUCAUGUGAGAACUACUGCGAUAAGAGUAUUGAUUCAAGUGGAGUUCUUUGGAUGUGUUUGGGCUUAGGAGUAGUUUUAAUGCUCACUCUGUUUACCUUAAUGGUGGUGUUUAAAUGGAAGCACCUAAAGCAACUAAAAGAAAAACUGAAAAACACAGACUCUUCUGUGGAGAUGAAUAAUAUCCUCCAGGAUAAUACUGAAGGCAGUGUCAAUACAGAAGGAAUUAGACACUCACUGCAAAGUGAAACAUUAAUGUAUUCAGUGGAAGAAUGCACUUGCAGUGACUGUGGCUUGGUAAAACCUCAGACUGGCUGUGAAACUUCAUUUCCAUUACCAGCUACAGAAGAAGGAGCUACUGUUCUAGUUACCACAAAAUCUUUUGAUUAUUGCAACUAUAUUCUGGGUGCUGGAUGA
This is a messenger RNA of Eurypyga helias (sunbittern), 504 nucleotides long. RefSeq names its product tumor necrosis factor receptor superfamily, member 17 (gene TNFRSF17). The coding region runs from base 1 to 504 and encodes 167 amino acids. The transcript is spliced from 3 exons. The record is from RefSeq and is a predicted model, not a curated record. Gene Ontology annotation, biological process: tumor necrosis factor-mediated signaling pathway. Lineage: Eukaryota; Metazoa; Chordata; Aves; Eurypygiformes; Eurypygidae. Gene Ontology annotation, molecular function: signaling receptor activity.